AUGGCCAAAGUGUCGCAGCCGGAGCUCAAACGCUUCCUUGACAAGCGCAUCGCUGUCAACAUUCAAGGCGGACGCAAGAUCCAGGGCACACUUCGAGGAUUCGACAUGUUCCUCAACCUUGUUGUCGACGAUGCCAUCGAACAAGUCCAUCCCGAGGCAGGAAACCCUAAUGUAUGGCAAGAUGGCGAUCGAUGCGGCACUGUAGUGGUCCGAGGCAACAGCGUCACCUCACUAGAGGCGCUCGAAAACGUCAAGACAAGGUGA
Messenger RNA from Ustilago hordei, 264 nucleotides. RefSeq names its product putative SMX2 - snRNP G protein. Gene Ontology annotation, biological process: mRNA splicing, via spliceosome; spliceosomal snRNP assembly. NCBI's taxonomy places the organism in Eukaryota, Fungi, Basidiomycota, Ustilaginomycetes, Ustilaginales, Ustilaginaceae. The transcript has a single exon. The record is from RefSeq and is a predicted model, not a curated record. Gene Ontology annotation, molecular function: RNA binding. Gene Ontology annotation, cellular component: U12-type spliceosomal complex; U5 snRNP; U2 snRNP. Bases 1 to 264 code for a protein of 87 amino acids.